GGACUUACGACUUUCCACAACCAGGCUUUGAGCACAGGGAGCGAUGGGCAGCUGGCAGCCCUGCCGGGAGCUGGAUUUGCUCAAGGAUUCUGCGGUGCCAGCAAAGUUAAAGGAUCCCCAGAGAGAGGAUUGUCUCCCCGCUGCAUGGUUUGAACCAGUUUGCCCUUGCAAACAUGGGUGGGGUUAGAUUAUUUCUUGGGACUUUCUGCUGUGGCAGUGAGUAGGUUUUCAGCCUCGUCUGUUCAGCUCAGAAAGGGGCACUUCCCCUCCAGCAGGCUUUUUUUUUUUUUUCCCCUGAACUGACUGAGCAAAAUAAACUAUGCCUUGGGGAAGGGUGUGCAUAGGUGCCUAAAUGUUCAUCCCUGUGGAGCUAUGGGUCUCCAACAUGUACAAUUAGCAAUCAACUGUAAAAUUUACCCACUGUUAGAGGCUGAUUCAGGCACAAGGCUUAAAGCUGCAGUCUAGCUCCACUUUUUUCCACCUCUGAAACCAAAUAAAGACCGUGCAACUGUAUUUUCCAGAGCUAAUCUUAUUUAUUUUUCCUAUGAUUAUUUAUUUGCAAAGGGCUCCUUUUGUUAUUUGGCUUUGGGACUGCUGGGAAGGAUGCAUGGAGAGUACUGCAGCUUUAAGAUGCUGGCUUCAGGAAAAAGAAAGCCUGGGAUAGUUUUCAAGCUGCAUUUCAGAUGGUCACUGCAACCCAAGGUCUUUGUGCUGAGCACACAGGGCUGUGUAAAUCUAACACCCUCGGAAAGUGAUAAAGAUGACUCGAUUCCUAAUUCCCUUACUCGGGGAAGGUUAAAUGUAAAAGCUGGUGGGGUUUUGUUUCCUCCGCUGUCUCUCGUUUCCAGGCUCUGUGGAAAGCUGCCGGUAACUCCUAGUUGCUGCUGCCCCCUGCUGCUGACAGCUCCUGACAACGACCGAGAGAGAAUGUACGGAUGAGUUUGCAAAUAAAAGCUGAAACGUCUCCGAUGUGCGUUUGUGUAGUGCUGUCUCUGGCACGGGUGCAGCGCGGAGCACUGGGAAGAAGUGGUUUCUUUGCUGCUGUUGGUGAAUCCCAUCAGCACCGAGCUGACACCCGAAUUGUAAGGAUUGUGUUUGGAGCUUAAAGCUUGGGAUGAGUCAAUGCUCAUAGCGUGGCUGGGCAGGUGAGGUGCUCUCUGUAUUGAGGUUGAUGUCCUAUGGAUGGUGGCUGCUGCUGCCUGACUCUGUGGUGCUCACACAGGUGUGUGGGGGACUUCUUAUUCUUCUUGCAGACCACGUGCAGCUCCAUCAGCUGCGUUACAGCUGCACUCAGAGAUCUCUGCUGCUUUCUAUGCCAUAAAGGUCCUAAAAAUCAAGACAGCCUUUGGGAUUUCCUUCUCUCCCAGAGCUGAGAUUUUUCGUUCUGUUUGGUUCCUAACCAGUCCUCUUGCACUGCAGGAAUAUUCCCAAGUGUCUCUCUGCUGCCCUGCAGCAAUGGGGCUGUGGAUGCUGCUAUUCAAGUGGCUGAAUAACUUUGGCCACGCUUUGGAUCACCUCUUGGUGUCCCCUGGCCUUGUUCCUUGUGCAGCUUUAGAGCAAGUGUGCAAAUCCUGUCCUUUCAGAAAUUCUUUGGUGAUUGUACCUUUGCAAUCCAGAGAGCUGAUCGAAGUAUGCAUGGCAUGGCUGGUGUUGUAGGGGUGAGAGCUCCAUUUGGGCUUUCUGGGGGCAAUGGGCUGUCAAAGACCUGCAAGAGUAUUGUUUUCUCUGCAGGAGUGCAGUUAAGCAGCUAGAAGUUGGCAGCUGGAUUUGUUCCUCAGAUUAGAAGAGCUGAACCUAAAAUAAACAGGUGUGUUAUAGGUGGUUGGUUGUGGCUGCGGGGGGGGAGCAGGCGGUGUGAUGCACCAUAGCGGCCUAUAGUGUCACAGCUACAAAGCAAGGAGCCACGUCCACCCCCAGCUGCAGGAUUGUCAACUUUAGCAUUUGUUUAAAGUGGCAACCCAGGAACACAUUGCUCUGUAGGAAGCACUUGGCAUUUGAUGCAAUUUGGACAGAGGAAUGUGUCUGCAUGUCCUCUUGGCUCUGCCCCUACAUCCUGUUGGAAGGGGGUGCACGCAGAGUGCUGCUGCUUUAAGCUGGAGCACAGGAUCUGAGAGUGCCAGAGGUAUGAAGGCACUGCGGGGUCCCAGUCAGCAUUGCUUUGGGAAUUUGUCCCUGCAGGCUCAGCUGAGUGUAUACCAGUGUCAGCUUUUUCACCUCUGCGUUUCCCCUGAAGACACCACUGAGGUCAGCUGUUAGAUUCCCCAGACAACUCAGGCCAAAGCCACUUAUGGUUUCUGCUAGUGAUGCACUGCUUGUGGCUAGGUGAGCCUGAACUCUGCUUUACCCAAUGAGCUGACCCUGACCUCUUCACCCAGCAGCAGGGUGUUGCUCCAAAGCCUCAGUGUCUGCAGGGAGCUGACAUGGAGCACUGCAAACCAUUGCUGAAUGACAGUGCCAUGACAGCUGAGGAGCUCUGAGGACAAAAGCAGCCUCUAUGCAGGAUGUGCUCUUCAAGCCUGGAGCAGACUCCUUGCAUGGUGCAUCAAACAAUGCUGGGAGGCACCUCUACAGGAGUCCCUUAUGUUUGCUGGGGAAGAAGGAAGAUUCUCCCAUCCCAGCCUGCUCCUGAUGGGAUGGCUGGGGCACUCCUGCCCCCUGACCUAGGCCAGGCUCUCUGUUAUAAUCCAAAUGGGUUUUGUAAUUAUACUUGUGAAGGCCAGGCCUCGAGGCAGAGUGUGUGUGUGAAAGUACAGAAAGAAAAGGCAUUUCUGUACACCUCUGUCUCAGCCCACGUGUCUGCAGGAUGAUGAAGUUUGCAGAUAGCGCUCAGUGAUUCAGAGUAGCAGAGAACUGGGGAAGGAUUUGUGAAUAGUGAGUGAUGGAAUGAGCAAUGACUGGCAAAUAGCAGCUGGUAGCAGUAGAUUUGACCUUCCUGACUUCAGCGCAGCGCUGCUCUCUUCAAACCAGCUGCAGCCACUCAGCAGAGAUCUUCGUGUCAUGAUGAAUAUUUGUAUGAAGAAUAUUAGCUUGUUGUUCAGCAGAAGACAGGAAAGCAAAGGGAAAGUUAGAACUCAUUAGGAGAGACUUAGAAAGCAGAAGGCAGCUAUGAAUGCCCUGCAGUAAACACAGAAUUCAGUUGCAUCCUGUGUGAUGCCUGUGCUGAUGAACUGUCCUGGGUGCUCACCUGUUUCUCUUAGUAUCAUUUUUGUGAUAAUCUGUAGGAGAAGGGCAACGUGUAAAGCAGAGAAAUGUUUUUCAGAAGAAACCAUAAAAUAGACUGUGGCCCUCCAACCAGGAGGACUCACUUUGUUUGGUGUCCCCUCAUUCCCAAUCAUUCCAUACUCAUCUUCUCCACACCAGUAAUGGUUUUAUAGCUUCUGUGAUGUCCCUCCCAGCGCCACUCCCCAGUCAAGAAUCACUUCAUCUUGCAGAUCGUCUUCAUCACCUUUUUCUGUCCUGUUUCUAGUUUUACAGGAUGGGGGAAGAAACAGCAGUACUUUAAGCCACAGAUGUGUCGUGUAUUUCUCCAGUGCUAUAAUUAGGACUGGCUGUUCUAUUUUCCACUUAUUCAUCACGGAGCUACAGAAAGAUUUUGACUGAAAGGGACCUUUGGAGGUCACUGUUUAAUCUCCUGCUCCAACCAGGACUGGCUUCAGAGAUAGGGCAGAUUGCUCAGGGCUUUAUCCAGCCAAAUUCUGCAAACCUCACAGCAUGGCAUCUCUCCACAUCCUUGGCUCAGUGCUGCACUGCUCUCAUUUCUUUCCCAGUUUCUCCCAUUUCAGUUGCUUGCUGGUUGACACAAGCACUGACCUGGUCUGUAUACAGAGAUAUAUAGAAAAGGAUAAUAUUGCAUUUGUUGUAACUUUUGCAUGGUAUGGUUCUCUCUCCUAUGAGCACUGCCAGCCUAGGAGAUGGAGGAUGACCACCUCUGCAUGUUAAGAAAGGUGCAAUUGUUGCCCAGCCAACAGCAAAUGUCAACAGAGAAUGAAAGCUGUGGCAAGAGCUGCAGCCCCAGCCCUAUCCCACACAUCCUGAGCAGCGGGACAGGAGAUCUUUGGCUGUAGCAAAGAGUGCUGGAGGGUUUUGUGGCUUCUGUAACAGCCAACUCUUUGGAAAGGGGGGAUUGGGGCUUUGCAGGGAACGAGGCCAGAGUGUUUCUGGACCUCCUUUUUAACUAUUUAGAACAAAAAAACACAUGCCUGCUGCACUGGAGUGUGGGUGCUGGUGUGACCUAUGCAGCACAGAGCAGGGUGAGGAAGAAGAGCUGAUACAUUUUUGUUGCAACACAGUAAGCAUCCCCAUUCCAACCAGGACUUGGGACAAAGUAGGGUGCCUGCCAUAGCUCAUCUUCAUGUCCAUCUGGAUCUGCAGGAGCCAGCCAAGGGUUCAGGAUCAGCACGUAUGUACAUGGAAAAAGGUCUGAAAGCACCAGCUGCUGGCUUGCUGACUCAAUGUUUUCUCUCUCUUUUGGGUCAGCAACUUUGUGUACUCUCUGGAUCAUGGGGAAGGGCAUCACAGUCAAGAAGAGCAGCACAGAGGGGCUGUGCUGUGCACCUCUUCCCCGAGCCAGGCCUGCAGGCUGUGGUCUCCUGCACAUGCUGCUGUAGAGCAUGCAUGGGGAAUGGUUCCACUUUUCUGAAGCUGCUUUCACCAACUGAAGCAUGGAUUUCCAGCAGCUUCCACAUGUGGCUGCAUGACUGGGAAUUAGGGAGAGCAGCUCUUUGCCAAAUCCAAGUGAUAUUCCAGAUCCAACAGACUAAGCCCAUAGCUCUGCAAGCAACUGCUUUUGCAAGCAUCUAAUCCCAACCCGACUCCUAGUUCAGCCUGUGUGCUGAAGGAAGGGAGAGAAGAGGGUAUCUGCACCUCAGGUCUCUGAUCGAACACACUGGGUUACUCUGUGGUCCAUCUCUCAGCAGUAUUUGUAAGAUGAAGGUCCCUUCUGGGGUAUGUAGUAGGUUAUGGCACAUUACAACACUCAUAACUUUCAGAUGCUGGUUUCAGGCUGCCGUUAGGUUGCUUCAUAAUUGCUACACCAAGGUAUGGACCAAAUCCUGCUUUUCCUGUUUCAACUGUAAAUGCAAAAGGCGGUUACAGGGCAUUAUAGCAAACUGAGAACUUUUGGCAAGCCAGCCAAGUCCCAUUGUCAGCUGUGUGUGUGCAGCUCAGAAGCAUUGGGACCUUUCAGUGCGAAGGUGGCCACGUUGCAUCCUGCAGCCUCCGGAUGGAAGAUCAUUUCCUUUCCAGAUUUGCCAGAAAUAUCCCUGAGUUCACAUUUCCAGGGAAUUCUACAAGUUCAGCCUGCUCCAAAAGUCUGUGUCUUAUUCAUGACCUGUGAAGCACAGUGUGGAUGAGACCUCAGUUCAACAGCUUUCUUGUCUUCUCCCAGUCUGUUCUGUGAGCAGUGCCAAGAGCAAGCUGUGUUUGCAAAGGGGACAUGGUUAGGUCAGGGAAGGAGCAGUAGCUUUAAUAAUUAAACACAGCCUUCCUCAGUGUUUCUGAUGAAAAGAAGAGGUUCGUGGUGUCCCUGAAGAAGAGGAGCUCAGCAGUGCCUCACAGAGCUGUUGGUCUGCUGGGGGGGCACAGGGAAAGGUAAGCAGCAUUGCCCUAUUCAGUGAAGUUAAGUUAGAUCCUCAGAAAGGCAUCUCACAGAGAUGAGAUUUGAAGGUGCCUAUUUGCCUCCUUUGAUAGGAAAGCAAAGCAAGCUAAGCCUUGAGGGUUGUGUGCUACACACCCCAGAGCAGAUGAAUGCCACCCCAAGCGUGUGCAUGCAGCAAAUGCUGCACACUGUUCAGUGACUUAAAAGAAACUGCUAAAAACCACAGCUGAAUCCUGCCCAUACACCCUGAGGAGCGUGCCCUUGUGCCAACACAACUGUUGCAUUUGUUAGAGGCACGACUGCCACAAAUGCCUGAUUUCUCCUGCAAAGCCUCUGCAACAAUCCAGGACUGUGAACAACAUCAACUGCACAGUUGAAGUGUUUAAGGCUGCUCCAGAUUGGAGGAUUGUAUUUCCAAAGAGUCUUUAAAAGCUGUCGGUGCUGCAGAGUGUCCCGGCAGAUGGGCUGCAUGAUCUGCUCUAUUCACUUCUGUUUGAAGGACCUGGGGGUGAAUCCAAGGCAAGGAAAGUCAAGCUGCCAGAGUCCCUGCCCCCUGACUCUUUAUAAAUAGCACAUCUCAGGAAAAGGCACUUUCCGUUCUUGUGUCAACACAUUGCAAAGAAUAAAGAACAUUCAGAGCUGGAAAGGCCCUCCUCAUCACUUCAGCAUGUAAACCUCUGCAUCUGCUUCGGUGUGCUCACCUCCCAGAGCCCAGCAGGGUUGCAGGCAGGGGAUACAGCUUCCUAUCCUGCAGUUUUGCAGAGCCAGCAGGCAGAGGGGAGGCUCCUUGCAGCACAAUGCUCCUGCAGCAAUAUGUUCCAUCAGCUCCUUCAUUUCUACACUGCUGAUUGGGGUUAUGUGAGAACUCUGAAGAACUUGAGCACGCUGGAGGAGUGCUGCAGUGCAAGGGAGUGGCCUUGCAUUAAAAGACCUUCCCAUGCUUUCACAGAUCACUGAAACACAGGCUAAAAUACAGAGCAUUGCAGGAAUAAGAAAUAGAAAAGAAAGGUAAAUCCUCUGUCAUAGAGUGACAACAAGACAGCUAGGAGAAAAGGGACGGACCCUGCAGCUCCUGCUCCAGGCACGGCAGCUCAGCCCAGGAGCACCACAUGGGAACUUUAAGGACCCCAUGUAAGCCCAGGCAUCCUGCAAGCUUCUCUGUUAAGGAGACGGUUUCUGAAGACCUGUCCCUUUGUGAAGGGCAGAACUGACACCCGGGGUCACCCAGAACGCCCACGAGGCGCUGCUGCCUCCCGGUGGCCCUGGGCGAGCAGCACAGCCCAGUCCAGCAGCAGCGCUGGGGGAACUGGGAGGCUGGGUGGGCAUCGCGGGUCACCUCCGGGCGGACUGCGCCCGGUGCAAGGCGUGGGUUGAUGUAGCAGUUACCAUUCAUGCCUGCUGUUGAUGAAAGCUCUUUGUACUUACUGAACGAGCUGCCACCAGGAAGCUCCAGCUGCACUCCCUCGCACCAUGGAUCAUCAGUCCAUGUGUGCAGUGCCAUCCCACGACCCAGAGAUUCAUUUGUUUGUCAUUACAAUUUUUAUUGUUUUUUUCUGCUUCCAAAAAAAAAGCCCAGCGCUACUCCUGGGGGCAGAAAAGCACCCAGAGACAAUGCUGAUCCUUUCGGGCAGAAAUGAGGUCUAUCAGGCCAGAAAUGUACACAACAAAGCAUCUUCACAGGGCAGACCGGCUGUCUGUCACUCCGUCAGAGCCGACAUUGGCAAAUCAGAACAAAAUCGGAGCAGCUUAUUCUCCUCAAUGAGAGCGUCGUUGCUCACGGAAGGACGGAGGGAAUGGGGGUUUUUAUAACAACAAAUGCAGCACACUGAAAUGGGAGCUCUUUCAGGAGAGCAGCUGAUCCAGCAGAGCACACUGCACAGCCAAACUAUCGCAGCGUGGUUGCAGAUCUUUGGAGGUCACGAGACAGAGACCUGGGUUCUGACUGUAAGAUGGUCCACCGGGAAGCUCUCUAAGCCCCAAGCUGGAGACAUUCGUUACCAGCAGCGCUGGAUGCAUGGAGGUAAUCCUCCCAUCAUGCAUAGCUGACACAAAAGAGCUUCAGUUUAUACACAUUUCUUGUGUUACAUGUGCUGGAGUUUCUCAGAGUGUGUUACACAACCAUUCAGUGACCAGUUCCAAGCAGGAUUUCCUAUUUCCUUGGUACAAAGGUUCAGCAGAACUUCCUUAUCUCCUCGGUACAGAGACACAGCCCUUCAUUAUCCAAACUGCAGGGCAGGUCUAUCCAUCGAUGAACGCUGGCAAGCUUAACGAUGCAGUUACAACUGGUAUCACUUCCGUAGAAAAUGUAUGUAAUACAGCCUUUCACAGUGUUGGUUCUUUCCUUCAGACUGUAUUUCCACGUCUUGGCAGCAGUUUGCUUAGCUGGUGUAUCUAAAAGACACCACAUCAGUACGGAUUACUGCUAUCCAACACCUGCAUACUUGUUUGUGUCUCUUCAGUUUUUCUUAGGAGUGUAAUUCGGCAGAUUUGGGGAGGGUGAUUUUAUCUUCUACUGCUCUUGGGAGGUACCGUGUUCUAUUGCACAUUAGGCUGCGUCACAAGCAGGUUCAGUGUGGGAGAUGGCCGAGCUGCACUCGGUGUCCCAUCCAGUGCUUUGUGAGGGGCCCCAUUUGUCCACGGUCAUAUCAUAACGUUGAUCCAUUGCAUUGAUCCCUAUACAGUGCUUACGGUACAGCAAUGGACACACUAACAGCUACACACGGACAGCCCAAAUAAAGCACUGAGCUGCACCAAAUCAAAACUGAACAGCUCCAUCAAAGUGCUGAAAGCCGCGAAUUGCAUCGAAUCGCCCCCAAAUACCCUCCAAACCGCCCCCAAAUACCCUCCAAACCACCCCCAACCCGCGGGGCUGUGAGCGCACGGAGGUGGUCGUGAUGCUGCCUCCCCGCAGCCAAUCACAGCACGUGUUCCACCUACUGGCUGCCGGGAAAACCAAUAGCCGCCAAGCUUUCACUCUUAGCGUGCGCAGUGGCCAAUGGGGAGAGCCGAACAGCAGCGAACCCGGCGUGAGGAGCGGGGCCGGGCGGGAAUCGAAACAGAAACUGUCAGAGACGCUGCCGCACCCCAUGGAGCAGCCGCUGCUGCUGGCGGCUCCGGACCGGCCGGGGGGGGGCAUACAGCUCUCCCCCCGGGGUCUGGAGGCUCUGCGGGCCCUGUCCGCUCCCGUGCACGUGGUGGCUGCGCUGGGGCCGCCCGGCGGGGGCUCUGUGUUCCUCAUGAACCAGCUGGCAGGACCGGGCUGCGGCUUCCCCGGCAGCCCCGGGCUGUGGAUGCGGAUACGCCCGCACCCGAAGUGGCCCGACCGUGAUCUGCUACUGCUGCACGCCGGAGGAUUCCUCGGGGGCAAGGAACCGGAGGAUGGCGCCGGGCUGCAGCUCUUCAUGCUGCAGCUGCUGCUGGCCAGCGUGCUGGUGUAUGGCAGUGACGACGGUGGCGGUGACGCACAGGAUCAGCUCGAGCUGUUCACCUACGCCCAGACGGUGCUGCACCAUCUGCGCCUGCUGGACGAGGAGGACGAAGAUGAAGACCCUCUGCUGCGCUUCGUGCUGCCGCCCUUCGUCUGGAGCCUGCGCAGCACAGCCCUGGCACCAGAGAGCGAGGAUGUGCUGGAGGCUGAGGACCACAAGCUGGAGGCAGCACUGGGCAGCCCCUUAGGCCCCAUAGCACGCUUUGUCCUGAUGCUGUUCCCUGAGCAGAAGCUGUUCCGUGUGGCAGACAGCAAUGCUGGGGGCUUAAUCCAGCUCUGCACCUACCUGCUGCGCUGCGAUCCCAAAACGGAGCCUGGAGGGGCAUAUGUGGGCGGUGCCUACCUGGCAGCGCUGGCAGAGCGAGUGGUGGAUGCAAUGCAAGGGGAUGCAGUGCUGCGGAUUGGGCGGCUCUGCCAGGAGGCCAAGGAGAUAGCACAGCAGGAAACUGGUGACAAGUGGCCCGAGGACGCCGACUUUUGGCAAGAUGACACUUUCCUGAAGAACAAGGACACCAGUGACACUAUCCCACAACCUGAUGACAUCCUCCAAGCCACCACCUCCCUAUGGCAUGAUGACACCGAUGGUGAUACCCCCCUACAACCGGAGGAUGUGGCCUGGGUGGAGGCACCAUCCCCCCACCCACUGUCCCCGAUGCCAGCCCCGCUUUGCCUGGUGGACAACAGUGAUGGCAACAAACUGUCAGUCAACCCUGAAGCACUGGCAGUGCUACGUGAUAUCACCCAGCCCGUGGUGGUGGUGGCCAUUGCCGGGCCCUACCGCACCGGCAAGUCCUUCUUAAUGAACCGACUGGCAAAGCAGCGUACUGGUUUCCCACUGGGCCCCACAGUGCGGGCAGAGACCAAGGGCAUCUGGAUGUGGUGCCUGCCACAUCCAAGCCAGGCUGGUGUGGCACUGGUGCUGCUGGACACCGAGGGGCUGGGAGACCCCAACAAGGGCGACAAUAGCAAUGAUGCCUGGAUCUUCACACUGGCGCUGCUGUUCUCCAGCACCCUGGUGUACAACAGCAUGGGCACCAUCGACCAGCAGGGGCUGGAUCAGCUGCGGCUGGUGACAGAGCUGACUAAUCACAUUCGCGUGCGGGUGGACGAUCCAGAUCCAGCAGCUGAGUUCAGCCGCGUCUUCCCCAGCUUUGUCUGGACUGUGCGUGACUUCACACUGCAGCUGCGGGAGGGCAAGCGUCUACUGACUGAGGAUGAGUACCUGGAGGAUGCGCUGCGCUUAAAGCCUGGGAACGGGCGCAUGGUGCAGGAGCGCAAUGAGAUGCGGCGCUGCCUGCGCGCCUUCUUCACACACCGCAAGCUGUUUGUGCUGGAGAGACCGACGGCUGAUGCAAACCUGGCACGACUGGAGGAGGUGCGGGAGGAUGAACUGCAGCCACGCUUCCGGCAACAGGCAGAUGCCUUCUGCCAGCACAUCUGGGAGAAGGCGCCAGUGAAGAUGUUGCCAGGCGGGCGCCAGGUGACGGGCACCAUGCUGGCCUCCCUGGUGGAGAAAUAUGUGGAUACCAUUGUGAAAGGUAAAGUGCCUUGUGUGGAGAGUGCAGUGACAGCACUGGCAAGGACCAGGAACACCGAAGCAGUGGCAGAAGCAGUGGCUGAGUACCGGAAGGGCAUGGAGCAGGACCUGGUGCUGCCCACGGACUCACGUGCUGUGCUGGUGGAUGUACACCGGCGCUGGGAGCGCCGCGCCGUCACCCUCUUCCUGUCCCACGCCUUUGCCGACAACGAGCGCACCUACCAGUGUCAGCUUAUGCGAGAGCUGGAGGCAGCCAAGGAGGAGUUCUGCCGGCGCAACGAGGAGGCAUCAGAGCAACAGUGCCAGAAGGUGCUGCGGGAGCUGUGGCAGAAUGUGGAGCGCCGCCUGCAGUGUGGGGACUACGCAGCACCGGGUGGUGCACAGCUGUUCCAGGAUGAUCUGGGCUACGUGCUGGAAAAGUACAAGUGGUGGCCUGGAAAGGGCGUUAAGGCGGAUGCAGUGCUGGAGGUGUUCCUGCGGGAGCGGGAGCCGCUGGCACAGGCACUGCAUGCGACCGACGCACAACUGGUGAUGAUGGAGCGGCAGCGGGAGGCGGCAGCAGCCAAGGAGGCAGCAGCCAGGGAGGCAGAGGUAGCGUGCCUGAAGGAGCAGCAGCGCAGCCUGGAGGAGCACUGCCGGCAGCUGGAGCAGCGACUGCUGGAGGAGCAGCGCCUGCGGCUGAAGGAGCAGGACCGAAUGCUGGAGCACCGCCUGAAGGAACAUCAGACGCUGAUGGAGGAGGGUUACAAGCAUGAGGCAAAGGCAAUGCGCCUGCAGAUUGAGCGGCUGCGGGAGGAGAAGAAGAGCAUCAAGAAGCAUUCAUGGAUCACAUCAGGUCUGGGCAUGCUGUGCAGCGCAGCUUCACUCUUCCUGCCUGGCGUGGUUGGCAAGGUAGCGAGCUUUGCCAGCAACCUGGUGCAGCGUAUGCUGUAGCCUGGCCGCCUGUCUCUGUGUCCUGGUUUUGGGUUUAGGAGAAAAAUGAUAUUGAUAACGAACUGACAUUCUGGUUGUUGCUGAGCAGUGUUGUACAGAGCCAAGGACAUUUCAAUUUCUCAGCUUCUCCUACUUCCCUGACAGUGAGGAAGGCUGAUGGGGAUGCAGGGAGUUGGGAGGGGACAGAACUGAGAUACCUGACCUGAACCGGCCAAAGGAAUAUUCCAUACCAUAUGAUAUGAGCUCAAUAAUUGCUAGUUAUUAUGGUAUUUUUUUGCACAGAUAUUUCAGUAUUUUCUUGUAACUAUAUAAUUUAGCACUUGCUACUUAUGUGUCUGUCGCAUUGUUUACCAUUAGUAAGAGUUGGAUUGAAGGUGUCAUUUUGCUGUGCUUUGUGAUCUUGUCUUACAAUAUGAUAAAGCUGCUGACUGAGAAACUAA
This is a messenger RNA of Gallus gallus (chicken), 11993 nucleotides long. It is a transcript of the gene GBP1, whose product is annotated as guanylate binding protein 1. Lineage: Eukaryota; Metazoa; Chordata; Aves; Galliformes; Phasianidae. The record is from RefSeq and is a predicted model, not a curated record. Bases 8491 to 11553 code for a protein of 1020 amino acids. The transcript is spliced from 15 exons. Gene Ontology annotation, molecular function: GTP binding; GTPase activity.